Messenger RNA from Vitis vinifera (wine grape), 1254 nucleotides. RefSeq lists its product as uncharacterized. The coding region runs from base 307 to 1137 and encodes 276 amino acids. Gene Ontology annotation, biological process: regulation of exit from mitosis. The record is from RefSeq and is a predicted model, not a curated record. The transcript is spliced from 7 exons. Lineage: Eukaryota; Viridiplantae; Streptophyta; Magnoliopsida; Vitales; Vitaceae. Gene Ontology annotation, cellular component: nucleus.
AAAUGAAAAUACUUCAAAAUUGCUUUGGUUGGAUGAAAACCCAGAAUUAAGAAAUGCUUGUUUUAUAGCUGUUUUUGAAAACUUGCCUUGAAUUCGCCGGAAAUCUUCAUCUCAUCAUCAUUCAUCACCACGUCAAAACGCAGCGUUUUGUGAUUAUACGUUUCAUUUGCAUUUUGAAUUCGUUAAAACGCUGCGUUUUGAGGGCCUGUUUCCCUCCUAACAUGUCUCUGAACUCGGUUUAAACGGUGCGUCUUAAAUCCAAUUCACCUGAAGAGCCGUUGGUUCUCGGCUCCUGCUUCGAAGACGAUGGAAGGAGGAAGAUCGGAGAUGGGGGUCACUGAGAUCGUGACGCCGGUUGAUUCAAUGGACUGCUCUCUCGUCUUCCAUGUCGUCAAAGACGUCCUAGGUUUCGUCCUUUACAUGCACCAGCAAAUCCCUUCAAUUUUGCAGGAUAUUAGUGUUGAGUUUGAUGCACUGCAUACUGAAUUCAAAGAGUUGGAAGUGGUUCCCACAGAAACUGAAGUGGCAUCUUCUCGAAGAAAACGAAUUGGGAGAAUGAGAGAGGUCAGGCAGGGGAUUAGGAGACUGCAGAAGUUCAUGGAUGCUUUUUCUGGGCUCCAAACUGCAUUGCAACUGAUGCUUAGUGAGGUUCCUGAUAUCCAAGGAAUCAUUUUGGUUCUUGGAGCCAGCCCAAUUCGGCCACAACAUGUUUAUGAGUUUCGAUUUUCACAUGGAAGGGUUGUUCCUGGAGGUGCAUGCAAUUUCAUUAAAAGCAGAGCUGCAGAAGGUCUUUCAAGAAAGGCUAUUCGGGCACUGAUCUCAAAGGGUGCGGGCUCUGCUUCCUAUACAGGUCCUACCAAACUGUUUCUAUUGGUUAGAGCUUCCUCUUCUUUCAAUCUACCACUGCAUUUUCUUCCCAAGCGUGACUUCAGAUACAGCAAAAAGAUAAUACCUUUCAGAUUGCAGCUUAAGUGCAGAACCCGAAAUCAGGAAAUGGACACUCCCCAUCAUGAUUCCCAAACUGCUAACAGCAGCUCCAUCAAUUUAACAGAUUCUAGUUCAGAUGAUUUAAUCUGGUUUCAGUGUCGUCAUGUAAUCAAGGGGCUGGCAUCCAAGGCACCAUCAAUGGAGGAAUGACAAAGUCGGUUUGAAUCCCCUCUGAUUCAUUGAUGACUUUGUUUUUUUGUUUGUUUUGUAACUUCCAAAUUUGACUGCUGUCAUACUGGAGUGGAAAUGCAUGAAGAUUUAAGUCCA